This is a messenger RNA of Helicoverpa zea (corn earworm), 1140 nucleotides long. RefSeq lists its product as uncharacterized. Bases 1 to 963 code for a protein of 320 amino acids. The transcript is spliced from 9 exons. The record is from RefSeq and is a predicted model, not a curated record. NCBI's taxonomy places the organism in Eukaryota, Metazoa, Arthropoda, Insecta, Lepidoptera, Noctuidae.
AUGAAGCUACCCCCAGAGUAUGAUGAAAAUGGAAAUCCUGUAUUUUUAGUUAUCAAAGAUGCAAAAUGUAAAGUUGGAACGUGGUAUAUGAUAGAUUCAUGUAACAGCUGUUACUGCCAUCUCCACGUCUGGUUUUGUACAGAUAAUAUUCAUUGUGUUCCUGACAAGAAUAAGAAGAGUAAGGACGAUAAAAAAUGCCCUUUAGGACAACAAUUUAGAGUGGGUACAUGUCAUCGGUGUUAUUGUCGUCCUUUAAAACUUAAAAAAUAUCAUUGUAAACCCGAAAUUAAGUGUAAAAUCGUCUCACGCUGUCCAAAAGAUAGAAACUUGGAUCCAAAAACUUGUCAAGCUCUUCAAACGAGAUAUUGCGAUUUAGGACAUAUAUUAACACUAGAUGAAUGCAAUUACUGUAUUUGCUUUCUUAAGAAAUACUUUUGUACGGACAUUAAAUGCUACAUUUUCAAAAGUACAGAAAGAUCUGGCAGAUGUGUCGAAGGACACAAAUAUUACUUGGCUGAUAGUUGUAACUUCUGCAUAUGUCAAGGCGGCCAGGAGUUCUGCACGUCAAGACCUUGCCUGCCCAAUGCUGAUGCACAACUCCAAGGAGGGUCAACUUCACGUGCUGUAGCGAGUCCAGAGCGGCAACUCGGGACUUGCGUUGAUUAUGAGGAAGUCCCUUCCGACGGUGCUUGCAACACUUGCAUAUGUCUGCACGGCCGAAAGAUCUGCACUAUGACACAUUGCACUGACAGAACUGCAGACUGGACAACCCGUCUUGCUGCUGCUCACAACCAUAUACAAUACAAAACUCGUAAUGCCGCAUGUCCCAAAGGUACCUUCAUCCACAACCCGAACCAGCCCUGCAGUAUAUGUCUUUGUGGCGGCAACGAUCCAGGGUCCCACAAUAUGUGCUUCACAGAUGCCAAGUGUGUCAAACAAGUCAUCAGCCACUUGAACGGCUAAACUGUAGUUUCUUUGUGAAUAUCAACGUCAAUAAAUCUUAUGAAACUGGUCUCAAAAUAUUUUGCUCAUCCCUGAUAGAUACUUAAUGCAAAGCGACAUAAAUGUCAAAAAAAUAUGGAAACCAGAAUGUCUAGAAGGCAGUCGCCCCAUGUAAGUCUGCGUCCAGGCUUGCCGAAU